Messenger RNA from Gregarina niphandrodes, 483 nucleotides. Its product is annotated as centrin, caltractin. The record is from RefSeq and is a predicted model, not a curated record. The transcript has 2 exons. Bases 1 to 483 code for a protein of 160 amino acids. Gene Ontology annotation, biological process: centriole replication; mitotic cell cycle. Gene Ontology annotation, cellular component: centrosome; centriole. Gene Ontology annotation, molecular function: calcium ion binding. NCBI's taxonomy places the organism in Eukaryota, Apicomplexa, Conoidasida, Eugregarinorida, Gregarinidae.
AUGUCCGCAGCGAUGCGACGAAAAGAACGGCCGGGACUGACCGCGGAUGAGGUUGAAGAAAUACGGGAAGCGUUUAACUUGUUCGAUACAAACGGAUCUGGUACUGUUGACCCUCGUGAGCUGAAAGCGGCCAUGCAGUCGUUGGGUUUCGAGAGCAAGAACCCGACUAUUUUCAAUGUCAUCGCGGACUUGGAGAAGCGGAGUUCGGGUGCAAUCGACUUUGAAGAAUUUUUAGAUGGGAUUACUUCCAAGCUCGGAGAUCGCGAAAGCAAGGAAGGAAUUCGAAAGAUCUUCAUGCUUUUCGAUGACGAUCGCACGGGCUCUAUUUCAUUCAAGAAUCUAAAGAGGGUUGCACAAGAACUAGGCGAGACAAUGACAGAUGAAGAAUUGAAGGAGAUGAUCGAGCGGGCGGACAGCAAUGGAGAUGGAGAAAUCAGCUUUGAGGACUUUUAUGCCAUUAUGACGAAGAAAUCAUUCCCUUAA